AUGUAUAUGGUACCUGUUAUGAUGUAUAUGGUACCUGUUAUGAUGUAUAUGGUACCUGUUAUGAUGUAUAUGGUACCUGUUAUGAUGUAUAUGGUACCUGUUAUGAUGUAUAUGGUACCUGUUAUGAUGUAUAUGGUACCUGUUAUGAUGUAUAUGGUACCUGUUAUGAUGUAUAUGGUACCUGUUAUGAUGUAUAUGGUACCUGUUAUGAUGUAUAUGGUACCUGUUAUGAUGUAUAUGGUACCUGUUAUGAUGUAUAUGGUACCUGUUAUGAUGUAUAUGGUACCUGUUAUGAUGUAUAUGGUACCUGUUAUGAUGUAUAUGGUACCUGUUAUGAUGUAUAUGGUACCUGUUAUGAUGUAUAUGGUACCUGUUAUGAUGUAUAUGGUACCUGUUAUGAUGUAUAUGGUACCUGUUAUGAUGUAUAUGGUACCUGUUAUGAUGUAUAUGGUACCUGUUAUGAUGUAUAUGGUACCUGUUAUGAUGUAUAUGGUACCUGUUAUGAUGUAUAUGGUACCUGUUAUGAUGUAUAUGGUACCUGUUAUGAUGUAUAUGGUACCUGUUAUGAUGUAUAUGGUACCUGUUAUGAUGUAUAUGGUACCUGUUAUGAUGUAUAUGCCUAAAGAACAACUUCCAUUACACAUGGCUGCUGGUAGGCCUAGUGGAGCUCUUACUAUUGUACAACAGUUAUUAAAAGUAUCCGGAAAAGACUCAAGACUAACCAAAGACAAAGAAAGCUGUAUUGCACUGAUGUUGGCAUGUGAACAAGGAAAUGUGACAGUGGGAAAGGAACUAUUAAACCUACAUAAGGAAGAUCAAGUCAAAGUACAGAGAGCGGAUAAUGGAGAUAUACCCCUCCAUAUAUCAUGUCGGAAAAAAGAUUUAGAAUUUAUCAAACUAUUAUGUGAAAACAGUAGUCCUGUUGAUAUGCAAAAUGAUGAAGGACACACAGCUAUGCACCUUGCCGCCUGGCAUGGAGAUGAAGCAACACUGAAAUAUUUUUAUCAACUUAAAGCCAAUCCUAAUAUCUAUGACAAGCUUGACCGAUCACCUUUACAUAUAGCAGCUGAACGUGGACAUACCAGCGUUGUUGAAAUAUUGGUUGACAAAUUCAAAGCGUCAGUUCUUGCUAGAACCAAAGAUGGCAGUACACUGAUGCAUAUAGCGUCACAAUGUGGCCAUCCAGAGACUGCAAUGAUGUUUUUAAAGAAAGGCGUACCACUGCACAUGCCAAAUAAGGCAGGGGCAGUAUGUUUACAUGCAGCAUCUAAACGAGGCCAUAAUGCCGUUGUGAAAUCAUUAUUACAAAAAGGUGCCUUUGUUGAUGCCAAAACUAAGGUCUGUAUUUUCUUUUCAGACAACUAUACAGCAUUACAUAUCUCUGUGCAAUAUUGCAAACCAUUUGUUGUACAAACCUUGUUAGGGUACGGUGCUCAAGUUCAAUUAAAAGGAGGCAAGGCGGGUGAAACACCAUUACAUAUAGCAGCUAGGGUUAAAGAAGGGGAAAAAGUAGCGGAAAUGUUGUUAAAAAGUGGAGCUGAUGUCAACGCAGCACAAGAGAAUGGUGAGACAGCCAUGCAUAUCGCUGCAAGACAUGGUCAGCUAAAAAUGAUGCAAGCGUUAUUGGAAGAAUUUGGAGAUACACUCUGUCAAUCUAAGACUGGUGAGAAUCCUUUGCAUAUAUCAGUACGACACUGCCACUGGGAGAUUAUUAAUGAAUUAACAACAUACCUAUACCGAGAGAAGUCAAGAGUUGAAUCAGUGUUAGCAAUAAACAUGCAGACAGUGGAAGGUGAAACCCCUCUACAUUACGCUGCAGAAAUCACUAAAGAUAUGAUUCACUACGAAAAUGAGGAUGUGGACACGGUCAAAAUAUUAUUAGAAAAUGAUGCAGAUAUCAACAUCACAACAAAACUAACUCAAGAGACUCCGCUACAUUACUGUGCAAGAGCUGGUAAUGCUGAUAUCAUGCUACAAAUGGUAAAACACUUGGGACCAGCCAGAGUACAGUUGGCUGUCAACAGACAAUCUAAGAAUGGAUGGUCGCCAUUAUUGGUUGCUAGUGAACAAGGUCAUAUCGACAUUGUAAAAAUAUUACUACAGCACAAUGCAAGGGUUGAUGUUUUUGAUGAGCAUGGUAAAGCUGCAUUACAUCUGGCAGCUGAGAAUGGUCAUGUGGAGGUAGCUGACAUACUACUGUGGCAUAAAGCAUUUGUUAAUGCUAAAUCUAAACUGGGAGUCACACCUUUACACCUGGGAGCCCAGAAUGGUUACAACAAAUUAAUAAAACUAUUGAUAGAAACCCACAAUGCAACAAUUGAUGCUUUGUCAUUGGCAAAACAGACCCCAUUACAUAUGGCUGCACAGAAUGGACAACUUGAAGUGUGUGAAACUCUGCUGAAGAUGAAAGCUGACUCCAAUGCUACAGACAUUCAUGGACAGACACCAUUGCAUCUUGCAGCAGAGAACGACCAUGCAGAGAUUGUGAAACUUUUUUUGAAACAUAAACCUGAACUUGUGAACAUGGCAAAUGUUGAUGGUUCGACAUGUGCACAUAUUGCCGCUUCUAAGGGAAGUGUUGCUGUGAUUAAAGAAUUACUCCGUUUCAAUCGCAUUGGUGUUACUACCGCAAAGAAUAAGACUAACGAUUCCACAGCACUUCACUUGUCAGCGGAAGGUGGUCAUAAAGAGGUUGUCAGAGUUUUGAUAGAUGCAGGUGCCUCACCCACUGAGGAAAAUGCUGAUGGUAUGACAGCAAUUCACUUGGCAGCCAAGAAAGGCCAUGUUGGGGUACUAGAGGCACUGAAAGGAACAGUAUCGUGGAAAGCACCAAGUGUUAAAACAGGGAUGACAGCAUUACAUGUAUCAGCACAUUACGGACAAAUUGAAUUUGUCAGAGAAAUGUUACCCAAAGUACCAGCUACUGUAAAGAGUGAGCCACCAAGUGUACCAAUUGAACCCAGUGGUGGCAAAGAUCUUGGUACAGCACACGAGUAUGGCUUUACACCACUACACCUAGCAGCCCAGUCUGGACAUGAAGGUCUAGUGAGGUUAUUACUCAAUUCACCCGGUGUCAUGCCUGAUGUAGCCACAGCUAGGCAGGGUACCAUACCAAUCCAUCUAGCAGCACAAAGUGGUCAUAUUGCUGUGGUUGGAUUGUUGCUUAGUAAAUCAACCAAUCAAUUACACAUCAAAGACAAGCGUGGUCGCACUGGAUUGCAUCUAGCAGCAGCUAAUGGACAUUAUGAUAUGGUAGCUUUAUUGAUUGGACAGGGAGCAGAUAUUAAUACAUUUGAUAAGAAUGGCUGGACGUCUUUACACUUCGCUGCCAAGGCUGGAUAUCUGAAUGUUGUCAAACUUUUAGUUGAAUCAGGAGCAUCUCCAAAGUUUGAAACAAAGGAUGGUAAAGUACCCAUUUGUUAUGCCGCAGCGGCCGGACACCAUGAUGUCUUGAGUUAUUUGAUGAAGAAAGAUCACAAUACACAACAUCUCAUGGAAGAUAAAAGGUUUGUUUUUGAUCUCAUGGUAAAUGGAAAACACAAUCGCAAUAAAUCUAUUGAGGAGUUCAUCCUUGUUUCACCAGCACCAGUAGACACUGCCGUCAAAUUAUCAAAGAACUUCCGUUUACAAUCCACUAAGGAAAAGGAGCGGGCCAAGGAUCUUAUUGAAGCAGGAAUCUUCUGUGAAUUAAUGGCUGUAGACCUGCUUGCCAUUGCAGCAAGUUCUAACAGUGCUGGACAUAUUUUAAGAUCAAUUGAUCAUAGAGGAACACAAUUUUUAGAUGUGUUAAUUGAAAACGAACAAAAAGAAGUCGUGGCGAAUCCAUCUGUGCAACGCUAUUUAUCAGAUGUCUGGAGCGGACAGUUAAAAAUUUGGCCGAAUUGGAAGACAAUAUUGUUGUUCUUUGUCAUGUUGCUUUGCCCACCUGUAUGGAUUGCAUUUUCACUGCCUCUGAAACAUCGAUACACAAAGAUACCUAUUAUUAAAUUCAUGUGCUAUUUGGUCUCUCAUGGCUAUCUUAUUGCAUUGUUAAUAGUAACAUGUGUUAUACCAACAUUUAUCAAUGAGGUGGAAGUGAAUCCAUCAUUGAUGCCCAGAUGGUAUGAAUGGUUGCUGCUUGCCUGGUUCUCUGGUUUGCUUGUGUCAGAGAUAACGAACCCAGCUGAUCGUCAGGGACUUGGGUGGUUACACGUUGUAAACCUUGCAAUUGCAGCGAUUGCCUGCUUCUGUCAUUUACUUGGAUUUGCAUUUUAUGGAACACAAAGAAACGAAAUCAUCUAUGCCAGAAAUUUGUUCUUUUCUACGUGUCUUCUUCUUUGCUUUGUGCAGUUUUUAGAAUUUCUAUCUUUCCACCAUCUUUUCGGACCAUGGGCAAUCAUUAUACGUGACUUGAUGCGCGACUUGUUACGAUUCAUGGUUAUCCUCAGUAUUUUUAUCAGUGGAUUUACGUUACAACUAGCUGCAAUAUAUCAACCAGUGUACCCAGUGUCUAACGAUACUAGUGUAGAAGGGGAUGGUGAUGGAAGUGGUGGAGCUAAAGUCCAAACCCCUCUCGAGACAUUGGUACUACUUUUCUUUUCAUUGUUCGGACUAGUGGAACCAGACAAUUUACCUCCUGUGCAUAGGAAUCCCUACAUCACGCUGACGUUAGUUAAGAUGGUCUUUGGCACCUAUCUUAUAGUGACAUUAAUUGUGUUGAUCAAUUUGUUGAUUGCUAUGAUGAGUGACACUUAUCAAAGGAUCCAAGCACAAUCUGAUACAGAGUGGAAAUUUGGACGUGCUCAACUGAUACGUAAUAUGAACAGAACGUCAGCCACACCAGCUCCUCUAAAUCUAUUUACCAAGCUAGUUACCUACUGUAAAGUUGCCUUUAAACAUAAAGGUAAGAUUUGUAGCAACCAGGCACGGGAAUUUAUAAAUGAAGAAGAAGAGUUAGAUGCUGUGUCUGAUUCCAGAUCUGUUGAUUUAUUGGCGCAUUCCACUGCCCAGUGGUUACGUAGUGUUGUUAGGAGAAAUACACAAGUAGCACCAGAAGGAGGGUUCCUUAGAGCUGGAAAUACCCAUGGACCACAGCGAAUUGAAGAGGUUGUAGAGUGGGAAAGUGUUGUACAACGUUAUCAAGCUGUGCAUUUAACGUCAGAUGACGAUUUUGAGGCUGAUAAAGAAAAAACACGAUUUGAAGAUUUAGAUAAUCCCACAACU
This is a messenger RNA of Saccoglossus kowalevskii, 5202 nucleotides long. RefSeq lists its product as uncharacterized. Gene Ontology annotation, biological process: calcium ion transmembrane transport. Gene Ontology annotation, cellular component: membrane; cytoplasm. NCBI's taxonomy places the organism in Eukaryota, Metazoa, Hemichordata, Enteropneusta, Harrimaniidae. Gene Ontology annotation, molecular function: protein binding; calcium channel activity. The record is from RefSeq and is a predicted model, not a curated record.